This is a messenger RNA of Anarrhichthys ocellatus (wolf-eel), 3261 nucleotides long. Its product is annotated as potassium voltage-gated channel subfamily H member 5-like. Gene Ontology annotation, molecular function: voltage-gated potassium channel activity. The record is from RefSeq and is a predicted model, not a curated record. Lineage: Eukaryota; Metazoa; Chordata; Actinopteri; Perciformes; Anarhichadidae. The transcript is spliced from 12 exons. Gene Ontology annotation, cellular component: plasma membrane; voltage-gated potassium channel complex. Gene Ontology annotation, biological process: potassium ion transmembrane transport; regulation of membrane potential. The coding region runs from base 1 to 3261 and encodes 1086 amino acids.
AUGCAUGGGGGCAAGAGAGGACUGGUGGCUCCGCAGAAUACUUUUCUGGAAAAUAUUGUCCGGCGCUCCAGCGAAACCAGUUUCCUUCUGGGAAACGCACAGAUCGUGGAGUGGCCAGUCGUUUACAGCAACGAUGGAUUCUGCAAGUUGUCUGGAUACAACAGAGCCGAAGUCAUGCACAGAAGCAGCUCGUGCAAUUUCAUGUAUGGUGACCUGACUGAUAAGAAGAGUAUAGACAAAAUCAGACAGACCUUUGAUAACUAUGAGUCCCAUUUCUAUGAGGUGCUGCUCUAUACAAAGAAUAGAACACCGAUAUGGCUCUACAUGCAGGUAGCUCCCAUCAGAAAUGAGAACAACAAGGUGGUGCUUUUCCUCUGCACCUUCAGAGACAUUACGCUUUUCAAACAGCCGAUUGAAGAUGAAACAACUAAAGGAUGGACAAAGUUUGCCAGACUGACUCGGGCACUGACCAACAAUCGAAACCUGGUGCAGCAGUUAGCACCGCUGAGCACUGAGGUCAGCCACAAGCCCUCCAGACUGGCUGAGGCUCUUCAGCUGGGGUCAGACAUCCUCCCUCAGUACAAACAAGAGGCCCCAAAGACCCCUCCACACAUCAUCCUCCACUACUGCACCUUCAAGACCACCUGGGACUGGGUCAUCCUCAUCCUCACCUUCUACACCGCCAUCAUGGUGCCCUACAACGUCUCCUUUAAGACAAAGCAAAACAAUUUGGUUUGGCUGGUGCUGGACAGCAUCGUGGACAUCAUCUUCCUGAUUGACAUCGUGCUCAACUUCCACACCACCUUUGUGGGUCCUACUGGGGAGGUGAUUUCAGACGCGAAGCUCAUACGAAUGAAUUACCUGAAGACGUGGUUCGUCAUCGACCUGCUGUCCUGUCUGCCCUACGACAUCAUCAACGCCUUCGAACACGUAAAUGAGGAUGUCAUCACAUCUUCGUCUCGAGCAAGUCAUCUUCAUGAGUCUUCAAUUUUCCUCAGGAACGCCACACGAACAGAAGACUCUCUAUUCCCAGGUCUCAGCAGUUUGUUCAGCUCCCUAAAGGUGGUCCGCCUGCUCCGGUUGGGCCGGGUGGCCCGCAAACUGGACCACUACCUGGAAUAUGGAGCAGCCGUCCUGGUUCUGCUGGUGUGCGUCUUCGGUCUGGUGGCCCACUGGUUGGCCUGCAUCUGGUACAGCAUCGGGGACAACGAAGUCAUCGAUUAUACCACCAACACCAUUAAGACAGACAGCUGGCUCUACCAGUUGGCCCUGAGCAUUGGGACUCCUUACCGCUACAACGCCAGCGGUACAGGACAGUGGGAGGGGGGUCCCAACAAGGACACGUUGUACAUUUCUUCUCUCUACUUCACCAUGACGAGUCUCACCACCAUCGGAUUUGGCAACAUCGCUCCGGCCACGGAUGGAGAGAAGAUUUUCUCUGUGGCUAUGAUGAUGGUGGGCUCGCUGCUAUAUGCAACCAUUUUUGGAAAUGUCACCACCAUCUUCCAGCAGAUGUACACCAACACAAACCGCUACCAUGAGAUGUGCAACAACGUGCGUGACUUCCUGAAGCUUUAUCAGGUUCCCAAAGGUCUGAGUGAGAGGGUCAUGGACUUCAUCGUCUCCACCUGGGCCAUGUCUAAGGGCAUUGACACAGAUAAGGUUCUCUCAAUUUGUCCCAAAGACAUGCGGGCGGACAUCUGCGUCCACCUCAACCGGCAGGUGUUCAACGAUCACCCGGCGUUUCGUCUGGCGAGCGACGGCUGUCUGCGCUCUUUAGCUGUGGAGUUUCAGACCACACACUGUGCACCUGGAGACCUCAUCUUUCACGUCGGAGAGAGCGUGGACACCCUCUGCUUUGUAGUCUCCGGCUCACUAGAAGUCAUCCAGGACGAUGAGGUCAUCGCAAUACUCGGUAAAGGUGAUGUGUUUGGAGACGUGUUCUGGAAAGAGACCACGCUGGCCCGGGCUUGUGCGAAUGUCCGAGCUUUGACCUACUGCGACCUGCACGUCAUCCGGAGAGACGCUCUGAUGAGGGUGCUGGAGUUUUACACGGCGUUCGCCAACACGUUCUCCCGCAACCUCAUCCUCACCUGCAAUCUACGAAAACGGAUAAUCUUCAGAAAGAUUGCUGAUGUGAAGAGGGAGCAGGAGCGCCGAAAAAACGAGGUGACUCUCUGUAUUCCUGAAGACCACCCAGUCCGCAAGCUGUUCCAGAGGUUCAGACAGCAGAGAGACACUCAACCACCGGGAGAGUCUCACUCUUACUUUGAUCACAACUGUGUACAGGUGGAGCCGCAGCACCAGCGUCACUCCGAAUCAAACUCUUACACACAGUGUCAGUCUGUAUCUCCUCAGCAGCAGGAGUACAGCUCCGCGGUGCAGAAUAAUGCACCCUGCUCGGGAGGGGGGAACGCAGGCAGCGGUUGCAGCAUGGCUGCCCCUCCACAAGCGUUUGUCCACGCUGAGACGUCAGAGCAAAGCUGCACACAAGAGGCCGGGGAGACUACAGCCAGGCCCGGUGCAGAGAGUCAGCUUUGUCAGAGGGUCAACAGCCCUGUGAAGAGCAGUGGUGCAGGUGGAGAGGGAGCUGUAGGUGGCAUUACUGGCAGCAGAGGCUGGGCAAAGUUUAGAAAUGCUGCUUCAACUGCACCACCGCCUCCUGCUGUCGAGCCAGAAAAGAAGCCACAGAAAGCAGAGGAGUGGCAGAAAGGACCCCAGUCCUCAGAACGGCUAGCAGCCGCCAACAAGAACCAGGAAUUGGAGGAAAGUGGAGAGACGGGGAGCACAGAGGUGGGCAACAGUGCUGGAGAGGCGGGUGAAGAAAUAAGCGCCCUGCACAAAACUGACUCCUGUGACAGUGGUAUCACAAAGAGCGAUCUGCGCAUCGACCGAGCCGGAGAUUCGAGGAGCUCCUUUGAAAGAAGCCCAAUGGAAAGGAGCCCUCUGGAGAGAAACCCGUUUGAGCACAGCCUCGGGGUCGACUCCCUCAAACACUCUUUUGUUCAGCCGGUGUCUGAACAAGCGCUCCUUCAAGCCACCCUGCAUGAGGCCAAGCUGGAGCUGAAGGCAGACAUUCAGAAACUGAGCGGCCGCCUGUCGGUGCUCGAGUCUCAGGUGAGCGAGAUCCUCAGGCUGCUGUCGAUGAGAAGAAGACUCUCGCUGCCUCCGACCUCUUCCCCGAAGGCCAGAGUGAAAUAUCAGGACUCAUUCGCUGCCUCCAAGCCGGUCACACCAAAGGCAGACGAUGGGCCUUUUUGA